UGUUGAUGACAGAAUCUUCAUUAUUUGAAACCAGCCCUUCACGUUUAUAACUAAGAAGCCUGAAAAAUGAAGACUAAAAUGAAGUAUUCAACCACCAAAAUCUCCCCAGGAAAAAUGAACAGCUCAGCAGGCAAGGCUUUGGUAAAAUCUCCCAAGUUGGGAAAAUCCCAGCAGAAGGCUGAAGAAGUUUGCCAAAUGUACUUUAUGCAACUACGUUCUGGCCUUAUCAUAGAAAAGACAGCCUGUUAUGUCAGGAAAGAAACCACCAAAAGGCAUUCACCAAGAACAGCUGGAAAUUAUAAACAUCUAGUAUUCACUGCCUGUCGUCAGCAGCCGGAACGGCCUGUAAAGAGCUUAGCCUUUGAUAUGCCUAUGGUCCAGAAAUGCAUUGGAACAACUGGUGUUUCAGCUAUCCAAGAAUAUUCUGCUUCCUUGAGCACAUACAAUGAUCAAUCUAUUACUUUCGUUUUUGAGGAUGGAAGUUAUGAGAUCUAUGUAGAAGACUUGGGAAAAAAUCAAGAGAAAGAUAAGGUGUUAUUCCGUUAUUAUGAUUCCCAACCUCCUUCACGUGAAACAGGUGAUGCUGUUGAUGGCCAGACAUUAUUGGUAAACCUGAGUCCUACAAAAGAUAAAGACUUCCUGCUGCAUGCAAAUAACAAAGAACACUCUGUGGAGCUACAAAAAUUUGAAAACCCAUUGCCAGACCAGGCCUUCUUCCUCCUUCACAAGAAGUCUUCCAAAUGUGUUUCAUUUGAAUGUAAGAAUGAUCCUGGAGUGUUUAUAGGAGUAAAGGAUAACCACCUUGCUCUAAUUAAAGUAGAGGAUCAAACUAAAGAUUCAACUAUAGAAAAUACCAUAUUUAAACUCUCUUAAAAUUAAUGUUAUGGAGAGCUGUGGAUUUUGUGUUGGAUAGCCCAAAUAGCUACCACUGGAGAAAUGAUCAAGAAAGAGACAGAUAACAUUUAAGGGAAGUGGAGGGUAUUUAGUAUGUUAUGGAAUGUUUUUCUCAUUCUGUGUAAAUAUUUUUUAUGGUCCUUCAUUUCUGCUUUUUAUUUCCCUCUGUAUCAUUACAUAUUCAAUAGGGUAUUGCUAAAGAGACCUCAGAAGAGAUACAACCUGAUCUUUAUAUUUUUAUGCUUUCAGUACAGAAAGAACUUCAUAUUUAGAGCUGAGACCUCUGGGAAAAGCAAGGGUCUUAAUCCAAGUCUCAUUUUAGACAGAUUCAUUUUAAAGAGCUACAUAGAGACAUAAUUUUCCCUGGUUCCAAACAAUGAGUUUACACACUAAAGCUCUUGGUGAAAAGACAACCAGGUCUACCUGGACUGACCGAUUCACAACUGGAUUAAAACAACAAAUUUGUUUGAAGAUGCCCAAAACUUCAGAUACCUACAUAGGUAGGCAGGUAAUAUAAAUAUGUGAAAAGAGAGAGACAGUCAAAGCAUUAAGAAAAAUAAAUCCAGUGUGUUUGUAAAUAUUUUUACCUCUAAUUGUUUGUAAACUGCUGAUUUUUUAUAGACUUAGUUAAGUUUAAGCAAGGCAUUCUUAUAUUAGGAAAUGAAAAAAAUUAUAGGUCAGACAUAUAAUUGAAAUCAUUAGGAAUAUCCAACAAACUAAAACAUUUAUUUAAAGCACUGACACAACCUAUCUUAGGAUAUCCAAGUACCAUGGGAUCCAAGUACCACAGUGAAUUGAGAAGUCCUCUAAUCUAUUAGAGCCUAGAUGGGACACAGGAUUAACAUCACAAUUUCAAUAACUGUCUAUCCCUUAAUUUUGUGGUAUCCUAUGUCCUUCAGACCCUAUCCUCAAGGGAUCUAUGACUUUUGAUAUACAUGUCACCCUGGACAACAUUUUUUCUAAUACUUUCUUCCCAUGUAUAUGCGUUUUACUUGUCCAGCUUCCCAAUUACCCUACUUACUAUGGAAUAUUUAUUUGGCUUUUCUUCCUUACUCAUUCUUUGACCAACUGUGUUCUUGAUAUAUCUUUUGUGCCUCCUGAGCUUUAUUACAUAUCAUGUGAUCUCUGGAUACCAUAUUUAUUCUACUUCAUCUACCUUAUGUUGUAGAAUUUCACACAAGCCUAUUAAGAGAAAUAUUUUUAUUAAAUACCUUUGCAUUUUACAUUACUAAGGUAAUAAAAUUCAUGCCCAACCAUAUAAUAAGAUUGUUCAACUACUGAAAGAAUCAUUUUGCUUAUUUUAAGGCCUUAAUUCUACCAUAAUUUUUCACAGGCUUAACACCGACAAUAAAUGAUAAAACUAAUAACAGAAUACUUAUAAAAUGUAACUUCUUCUGAAAGUGUAGGCUUUUUAAUUCUUAAUUUGGUGAGAUCUAUUAGAUUAUGAUACUGAUGGAACAUAAGAUUUAAAAAGCUGAGAAUUACUUUGUGAGGGUAAACAAUUAUAAAUAAUAAUAGAUCUUUCAUUACAUUGCCAAUUUUAAUAUGGAGACAAAAAUAAAAGCAGAAUCUAUAUCAUCCUAUCUGAA
This is a messenger RNA of Hyaena hyaena (striped hyena), 2483 nucleotides long. It is a transcript of the gene IL33, whose product is annotated as interleukin 33. Bases 67 to 873 code for a protein of 268 amino acids. The record is from RefSeq and is a predicted model, not a curated record. Gene Ontology annotation, molecular function: cytokine activity. The transcript has 8 exons. Gene Ontology annotation, biological process: positive regulation of cytokine production; positive regulation of inflammatory response. Lineage: Eukaryota; Metazoa; Chordata; Mammalia; Carnivora; Hyaenidae.